Macadamia integrifolia is the source of this 1410-nucleotide messenger RNA. RefSeq names its product beta-glucosidase 18-like. The coding region runs from base 169 to 1410 and encodes 413 amino acids. The transcript has 11 exons. Gene Ontology annotation, biological process: carbohydrate metabolic process. Lineage: Eukaryota; Viridiplantae; Streptophyta; Magnoliopsida; Proteales; Proteaceae. The record is from RefSeq and is a predicted model, not a curated record. Gene Ontology annotation, molecular function: beta-glucosidase activity.
UUUUCUUUCUCAUACUUUAUCCUCCAGGUUGAAGGUGCAUAUCUAGCAGGUAACAAAAGCACGAGCAAUUGGGAUGCAUUCACCCGUUUAUCAGGAAAAAUCAAGGAUGGAAGCAAUGGAGAUGUUGCAGAUGAUCAUUAUUAUAAAUAUAAGGAAGAUAUAGAGUUGAUGGACUUCUUGGGAGUAAAUGCUUACAGAUUCUCGAUUUCAUGGUCUAGAGUCCUCCCUAGGGGCAGGUUUGGAGAAGUUGAUCCAACUGGAGUUGAGUUCUACAACAACCUAAUAAAUUCACUCUUACUCAAAGGGAUACAACCAUUUGUUACAUUGAACCAUUUCGACAUUCCUCAAGAGCUUGAAGACCGAUAUGGGUCAUGGCUAAAUUCACAAAUACAGAAAGAUUUUGGAUAUUUUGCGGAAGUUUGUUUCAAGGCUUUUGGUGAUAGAGUGAAGUAUUGGGUUACAUUCAAUGAGCCAAAUAUCAUGGUAAAAUUUGGUUACAUCACUGGGAAAUUUCCUCCAAACCAUUGCUCCACCUCUAACUCUACUCAAUCAUCUGAUGGGGGUUGCAAAUAUGGGAACCCAGCGAUUGAGCCAUAUAUUGCUGCUCAUAAUGUCAUACUAGCACAUGCUAAUGCAGUCAGCAUCUACAGAGAAAAAUAUCAGGUGGAUCAAGAAGGCAUGAUUGGGAUUGUACUAAACUCAAUUUGGUAUGAACCACUCCGAGAUAUCCCGUUUGAUCGUUUGGCUGCACAACGGGCUCUUGUGUUUUAUCAUGCAUGGUUCUUGGAUCCCAUAAUAUAUGGAGAUUAUCCUCCUGAAAUGCGUCAAAUUUUGGGUAGGAGAUUACCAACGUUCUCAUCAGAGGAAAAGGAUAUGUUGAAUAACAAGCUUGAUUUUAUUGGAGUUAAUCACUAUACUAGUCUUUAUGUACAAGAUUGCUUGUUCUCUCAAUGUGAUCUUGCUACUUCAGAAGUGGAUCCCUCUAUCUACAUCACCGGAGAAAGAAAUGGCCAACCCAUUGGAGAUCCAACAGCAAUGGAAAACUUUUAUGUGGUUCCUCAUGGAAUGGAGAAAAUGGUCAUGUAUUUCAAAGAAAGAUACCUCAAUACACCAAUGUUCAUCACAGAAAAUGGGUAUCCAGAUGCAAACUAUCCUGGUGUAAUUUCUAUUGAAGAGAGGCUGAAUGACAUAAAGAGAAUAGAAUACCUGAACAGCUACUUGGCUUCCCUUACAUUAGCCUUGAGGAAUGGAGCUGAUGUAAAGGGUUAUUUCAUUUGGUCUGUUCUUGACAACUUUGAGUGGCUAAAUGGGUAUACUUUACGAUUUGGACUCUACUAUGUCGACUACGAUACAUUACAGAGAAUACCAAAGCUAUCUGCAAUGUGGUACAAACAAUUUCUCCACAUAUAG